AUGGGCGGGCUGUAGCUAGCCGGCUUCCGGUUCCUUUGGGCUCAAUUUUUCUCCAAGCUACGUGUCUCUACCCGGUCAAACCGCCAUCCCACAAACAUGGAUCAGGUAAUGCAGUUUGUUGAGCCAAGUCGGCAGUUUGUAAAGGACUCAAUUCGGCUGGUCAAAAGAUGUACCAAACCCGACAGAAAAGAAUUCCAGAAGAUUGCCAUGGCCACAGCGAUAGGAUUUGCUAUCAUGGGAUUCAUUGGCUUCUUUGUGAAACUGAUCCAUAUCCCUAUUAACAACAUUAUUGUGGGUGGCUGAGUCCUUUCUCAUCAUGGGUCAAGUGAACCAAUCAGGGGGGACAAGCUCAUGAAGUAAAACCUUGCGUGGA
Messenger RNA from Arvicanthis niloticus (Nile rat), 373 nucleotides. It is a transcript of the gene Sec61g, whose product is annotated as SEC61 translocon subunit gamma. Gene Ontology annotation, molecular function: transmembrane protein transporter activity. The record is from RefSeq and is a predicted model, not a curated record. Gene Ontology annotation, cellular component: membrane. Gene Ontology annotation, biological process: intracellular protein transport; protein targeting. Lineage: Eukaryota; Metazoa; Chordata; Mammalia; Rodentia; Muridae.